This is a messenger RNA of Miscanthus lutarioriparius, 2805 nucleotides long. Lineage: Eukaryota; Viridiplantae; Streptophyta; Magnoliopsida; Poales; Poaceae. The record is from the annotation of a GenBank genome assembly.
AUGCCGUCGUCGUCGUCUUCGGUGCCGGCGAGGCCGGACAACGUCGCAGAAGCCACGGCCGCCACGAGCAACGGAUUCUCCGUGCUCAACCCUGCCGCCGCGUUGCCUUCGCCGACGGCGCACGCGAUCGCCGGGUACGGCCACCCGGCCACCAGUGGCGUCGCCGCCGCAAACGCCAUGGCGGUGCGUGCUCCCGGUGGAGAACCUGGGAGGAACACGCUGGAGCUCCUCUUGCGCUUCGCUGGAUGGGAUAGCCACCCGCCAUGGGCACGGAGCCAUGCGGCGGGCAUGUCCCCGCGGGGCCAGCCGCUGGUCCUGUCUCCCUCCGUGACGUCCCCCGCGUGGGCCCCGUCGUCGUUCGCCUCCGGGGCGCCGGCGGGAGCGAAUGGCGGCGGCGGCAGCAGUGUUGGCGGACGUGGCGCUGUCGCCGUCCAAAGCGGCGCCGUCGCCCGCAGGUACGAUCCUGGUCCCGGCAGUAGCGGCGCGGGGCGCGGGAAACCACCAAACGCGAGGCCCCUUCAAAUCACUGCGGCCGCAACCGCCGCCACCGGAUCCAGCUCAACCAGCAAGACGAAGUCGCUGCCACUGGCAGGCGACAGCGCAGAACAGGAACGCCUGGCGCCUGUGCUCGCGAUGCCGACUACCCAGGGGAAGGUCGCCGCGGCGGCGAAUGGCCUUGUCAGGAUGCGCGCGCCCAAGGACGACAUUAGUGACAGCAGUAGUAAGCCGGCGCCGUCCAGGAAGCCAAGGCAGAGGGCCGCCAGCAAGAUGCGAACGGCGAAGGACGCGGUCGCAGCUGGCGCGAGCCCCGCCGUCGUCGAGAACCAGCCUGCUGCUGGCCCGGCAAAAUCUGGCCCCAGCACGGAAGCGCAGAGCAACGGUCUUCAGAUCGUCCCUGUUCCGCCGCCGGCAGGCAACGGCAGGAAGAGGAAGCAGAACGCUUCCGCGGCGCCGCCAAGAUUCAACAGCCUGGCCGCCAGGAGGAGCGCCGUGGACGCGGUGGCGCCGGAGGCGGCGCCAGCGCCGGCGAAGAAGCACACCAUCCUGACAUGGCUCAUUGACGGGGGCUUCCUGUCCGACGGAGAGACGGUGUUCUACGCUCCAGGGGGCGGCGGCGGCGCGGGCGCUGGCGCGGAGAAGGUCGUGUCGGGCGCAGUCACCAGGGCCGGCGUCCACUGCAGGUGCUGCGACGCCGUGGUGCCGCUGCCGGUGUUCGAGGCCCACGCCAGUGCCCGGUGCGUCCCCGGCGCCGGGCAGCAGCAGCAGCAGCAGCAGCAGGCGUGGGAGAAGCUCCUGCUCGUGUCCGGCGACUCCCUCCUGCAGUGCAUGCAGGAGGCGUGGGAGAACGAGAAGGUGAAGACCUUCCAUGCGCAGGCCAAGGUGAGGGCCGCGCUGGAGCUGGAGGAGGAGAAGAACUCGCAGGCCAAGAGGAGGCUCCUCGCGAAGCAUCAGAAGAAGGGGGUCGUCGUCGAGAGGAUCAUGUCUCCUCGGAUGGAGAAGAUCAAGGCAGGCGAGAAGGACUCCAGCGACGACGCCUGCGGCGUCUGCGCCGACGGCGGCGAGCUGCUCUGCUGCGACUCCUGCACCUCCACCUUCCACCCGGAGUGCCUCGCCAUCAAGGUUCCAGAGGGCUCGUGGUCGUGCCACUACUGCCGGUGCACGCUGUGCAUGUCAAACGAUGAUCAGGGCCUGUCCACAUGCCAGCAGUGUGCUCGCAAGUAUCACGAGAGCUGCCGUCCAUUGCUGGGCAACGGGCGCGACAUCGGCGCGUACUGCGGCGAGACCUGCAAGAAGCUCUCUGCCCAGCUAUCAGAUGUGACAGGCGUGACGAACCCUACCGCAGAUGGUUUCUCUUGGUCUCUCUUGAGGAUUCAGAAAGACGAACCAGCCAGCUCCCAGAGCAUGCCUGCCGUUCUGGAACGCAACGUGAAGCUUGCAGUGGCGCUCGGCGUGCUCAAUGAGUGCUUCAACCCGGUGAAGGAUCGGCGCACCAAGAUCGAUAUGCUCCACCAAGCUGUGUAUAGCCUUGGGUCUGAAUUUAAACGGCUAAGCUACGAAGGGUUCUACACCAUCGUUCUGGAAAAGGAUGGAGAGAUCGUUUCAGCAGCCCUGCUGAGGAUCCAUGGCACAAAAGUGGCGGAGAUGCCCUUCGCGGGCACACUGCCAGCUUACCGGAAACAAGGAAUGAUGCAUCGCCUGGUCAGUGCUGUGGAGCAGGUGCUGGCGUCAGUGCAAGUGGAGAAGCUGAUGAUACCUGCCAUAGCCUCUACGGCGGACACAUGGAAGAGGUCCUUCUCCUUCAGGCCCGUGGAUCCCCAGCUGAGGGAGGAACUCAAGAGGCUCAGCCUGGUGGUGAUCACCGGCACCACCAUGCUCCACAAACCCGUCGCCUCGCCGCCACCGCUGCUGCCGCCUCCAUCGCUGCAACAAGCGGGGAGUUCAGAGGCAUGGUGGCGCAAGUACGCGGACCCGGUGGCGCGCCUGACCGACGACGAGCGGGCGUUCCUGGAGAUGGACCCAGACACGGCGCCGCCCUUCCGCUACACCGACCUCGUCAACGGCACCGUGUCCCUGAACAGGUUCUGUCGCGCAGGGAGCUCGUCGUCGUCGGCCUGCGCCGCCGCCGUGUCCCCAUGGGGAAGGAGCAUCAGCGCUGCCCUGCCGGGGCCGGGAGCUACUGCCGUGCAGCCGGGCGCUGGCGGUGGCGGCGGCUGGCGUUCUUGCGGCGAGGCUGCGAGCGCCAUGGCCCCCCAGCCCAGCUACCCGCGCGGCGGCCGCAGCGGUAUAAUCCAUGGCAUGAAGUGA